Molecule: messenger RNA, 348 nt
Organism: Micromonas pusilla CCMP1545
Lineage: Eukaryota; Viridiplantae; Chlorophyta; Mamiellophyceae; Mamiellales; Mamiellaceae
Exons: 1
Biological process (GO): transcription by RNA polymerase II
Molecular function (GO): protein heterodimerization activity
Source: RefSeq, a predicted model, not a curated record
AAGAAAGGAUUGUUGAUAAAGGACAUCAAAUACAUGAUGUACGGGUUCGGGGACGUGGAGGAACCGCUGGACGAAUCCGUGGACCUCGUGGAGGACAUGCUCCUCGAGUACCUCGAGAACUUCGCGAAUAGGGCGAUGGAGUGCGCGGAGCGACGCGGGAGCCUCAAGACGGAGGAUCUGUUGUACAUCAUUCGCCACGACGAAAAGAAAACGGCGCGCGUGAACGAGCUCCUGAGGAUCAACGAGGAGAUCAAGGAGGCGAGGAAGAACUUCGAGCUGGACGAGGCCGCGAACGUCGCGCCUCCGGAGAAAGUUAAAGACGCGGACAACGAAGACGACGAGCAGUAG